Messenger RNA from Microplitis mediator, 3715 nucleotides. RefSeq names its product heterogeneous nuclear ribonucleoprotein K (gene HnRNP-K). The record is from RefSeq and is a predicted model, not a curated record. Gene Ontology annotation, molecular function: mRNA binding. Lineage: Eukaryota; Metazoa; Arthropoda; Insecta; Hymenoptera; Braconidae. The coding region runs from base 407 to 1735 and encodes 442 amino acids. The transcript has 13 exons. Gene Ontology annotation, biological process: regulation of mRNA splicing, via spliceosome; regulation of transcription by RNA polymerase II. Gene Ontology annotation, cellular component: cytoplasm; nucleus.
GGCCACCAAGACCCACAAACGGGCCGCGGAUCACGCCAAGUGAACAACUCGAGGCAAAGUACUCACUUUACUCGCGACUUGGUCUUAUACUCUAUCUGCUGUUCUUCUUCUUGUACUUCUUGUACAAAUCUGAGUACUCAGCUUUGGUGACCGGCGUGUUACCUCGUGUACAAACUUUCUUCCUGAGUAAAAUUUGCUGAAAACACGCGUGAUACUGAAGAGGUGGAGGAGAACGCGUCUGCUUCGAAAGAAGAAAACAACCAUUGAAUAAAAUAAAAAAGAAGAUCAACAAACCAACAAGAACAGAGUAGAGGUUAUCCUUCGACUCAACAAUUACACUUCCUUCCGAGUUGGGUGUGCAGUCCAUCCCGGAGGUUAGAGAAACGCGAGCACCAUUACUGACAUAAUGAAGAGGGAGGCAGACACGAUGGGCGGUCAAGGGGGUCCGAUGACCCCUCACAAGCGAUACCGUCAAGGAGAUGACGAGUUACGACUCCUUAUUCCAAGCAAGGUUGCUGGCUCUAUAAUUGGAAAGGGCGGACAGAAUAUCACGAAACUCCGUAGUCAGUACAAAGCCUCAAUCAUUGUACCCGAUUGCCCCGGACCCGAACGAGUCCUGACUAUCAGUUCGGAUUUGGAUACAGUACUCCAGGUUCUGAAUAAAGUUGUACCCAAUCUUGAAGAGAAUGGAACAAAACACGGAAGUGAUGAAAUCGAUAUUCGUAUGCUUGUCCAUCAAAGCCAAGCCGGUUGUGUCAUCGGCAAGGGUGGACUCAAGAUAAAAGAGCUUCGUGAGAAAACUGGUGCGAGGAUCAAGAUUUACUCAAACUGUUGUCCCCACAGUACUGAUCGUGUCAUCAGCAUUUGCGGCAAGUCUGCGACAUGUAUGGACUGCAUUAGAGAAUUGGUUGCCACCAUAAAGACAUCACCACUGAAGGGUAUAAAUAACCCGUACGAUCCUCACAACUACGAUGAUUACUAUGCCGAUGAGUAUGGUGGUUAUGGAAGCGGAGACGGUCAAGGUAAACCCGGAUUCCCAGGAGGACGUGGAGGCGGCGGGGGUGGUGGUGGUGGUGGCGGUGGUGGAAUGCCACCCCGUCGUGACAACCGAGGCGGCGGCCCGCCAGAUAUGAAUCGAGGAUUCCCUCCACCACCUCGCGGAGGUCCCCGAGGGGGCGGGGGUAGUAUGUCAGGUCCACCUGACCGUGGAUACGGUGGCAAUGCCCGAGGUGGCGGCUACGAGGGAGGCAGAGGAGGCGGCGGUGGUGGUGGAGGCGGAGGUGGAGGCUACGCUGGAAACAGGGGCGGCCCUCCGCCUUUCGGUGGAGGAAAUUACAACGAUAAUGGAUGGGGAAUGCAAGGAAAUGCUCCGAACGGACUUGGCGGCGGCGGUGGUGGUGGUGGAGGCGGAGGUGGCGGUGGCGGCGGUGGUAAUUCUGGUAUGGGUGGCCCACCGAUGGGAGGAAAUAAUCAGGGUAACCAGGGUGGAAAUAUGGGUGGAAAUAAAACCAGCACUCAAGUUACCAUUCCAAAAGAUCUUGCGGGAGCAAUUAUUGGCAAAGGCGGUGCAAGAAUCAGAAAAAUUCGAUCUGACAGUGGAGCCUCUAUCACAAUAGAUUUACCACUACCCGGAAGCAACGAUCGCAUAAUAACAAUAUCCGGAGUACCAAAUCAAAUACAGAUGGCCCAGUAUCUGCUGCAACAGAGUGUACAAGAGAAUGCGGAUCAUUAUUAAAUUACAUGGACUGAUACGCUAACGGGGAGCCAAAGAUGCGUCUGAACGUUUUUCUUUCAUUCAUUUUUUUUUUUUUUUUAUUUUAUUAUAAAAAAUGCAUCAACAUCAACAACAUUUUCAAUUAAUAAUAAUAAUAAUUAUUGAUAAAUAAAAAAAAACGAGUAUAUAUUUACGUAGAAAAUGCAUUAAUUAGAAUAUUUCCAUAUAGUAACAGCACAUCGCAAUACUGAUGUACUCCGGAGUAAAUACACGAUAACAAUCAAUCGCAUGUGAGAAAAAUAUAUUAAGAAAAUUUAUUAAGUAAUAACAUGAUGGAGUGUUGAUACUUUUUCACUUAGAUAUUUUUCCAAUAAUUAUUUUCAUUAUAAUAUUCAAUAAUAUGUAGAAUAUUUAAACUAAUGCCUUUUAAUUUUUAUUGGGGCUCUUUAAUAAUUAAUAAUAAUAAUAAUAAUAUUAAUAAUAAUAAUAAUAUAUGAACAUCUAUGAAAGUUUGAUUUUAUAAUUAUUUUUUUUCUCUCCGAAGACUAAAGUAAGUUCGACUUAAACAGUUUUCAUUUUUAUAAAACUUUUUCGCAUAUGUGACAACAUUUUUCUAAUGUAUAUUUUUUUUUUUUGAAUUUAUUUGUUUAUCAUUUAAUGUAAAUAAAUAAUAACUUAAAUAUUCUAUAAAAUUAUUAUAGAAUUUGCUAUCGUUUAAUUUAAAAAAUCAUUAUUAUUAUUAUUAUAAUAAAUAUUAUAAUUAAUAUAAUUAUCAUUAUCAUAUUUACAUAUAUUAAUUACAAUGUAUCUUUAAUUUUUUUUUUUUAAAUAAUUUUUUUUUCUAUAAAUGACAGUCUUCAGGCUGAUUUGAGCACCGUUAAAAAGUACGAACUCUUGAAGUUUGUCAUGAUAAUAAUAAUAAUUAUUAAAAUAAUGACAAUUAAUAAUUACAGACACACAAAUUGUAUGAGAAAUAAAAAUCCAAAAACAAUAAUGAUAAAUCAAAAAAUUAAUCGCUAUUAUUGAUACAAUAGUUAUUUUUAUUGGCCUAAAGUUUUUGAAUAAUCGAUAACAAAAAAAAAUAAUUAUCAUCAUACGACACAAAAUAUAACAAUUUUUCUUACAUAAUAUUAAUUUAAAUAAAAUAUAUCAAGUAAAAUAGUGACGCGUUUGGAGAAAAAUCAUGUACAUAAUUAACAUUUUUUUCUCAACAUUGAAAAUUUAAAAACGUCAAUCAAUAGAUAAAAAAAAAUUUAGAAAUUAUUCAUUCAUUUUGGAUUAAUUUUAUUAAAUUUAAAUAGUUAUGGAUCUUUGAGCUGCAACUGACGCUUAGCAUCUCUCUUAUUAAUAAUAAUUAUCAUUAUUAUUACAAUAUAUAACAUUUAUAAAGAAAAUAUAUAUCAAUAAUGUUGAUUUUUAAAAAUAAAUCAUCGAUCGUUAAGCUUGAGAGUUCCGAUUCGUGAUACUGAAGUCAGCCGACGUUUAAUAAUUUUUGGAUUUUUUUUUAUGAUAAAUUAUAAAAAAAAAAAUAUUUAAAAAAAUUGCACUUGUAGUUUUUUUAAUUUUCUACAUGUACAAUUUUUAGUUUUUUUUUUUUGCAUUUGAUUCGGAAAAAAAAUCCAAAAAUUGUCUGCUAAUUUCAGAGUCAUUGUCAUUAAGAUUCUUGUGUAUCGAUUGACAUAAAUUACAAUCGAAUUAUAACAUAAAAAAAUGACGUAUGGUCAUAAGUAAUCGUAACUCUCAAACUUUUUUUACUGUAGAAUUAUGUGGUAUUUUGAAUUUCUUAUGUGUGUCUUAAAAAUUGAGUACGACUUUAAAUCAAAACGGAAUAAUAAUUAAAGCCUAUGAAUAUUUAAAUUUAAAAUAUCAUAUUUGUCAUCAAUAUAUUAAUAAAUACUGUUAAUUGUAUCCAAUAAAUUCAGCUUUAAUUUUUUAUCCUCAGGAAAAUUUUACAAGGGCAUUUGUAAAUCAACAGCUGAAUUUAUCGAAAAAAAAAAUAAA